This is a messenger RNA of Papilio polytes (common Mormon), 2415 nucleotides long. RefSeq lists its product as uncharacterized. NCBI's taxonomy places the organism in Eukaryota, Metazoa, Arthropoda, Insecta, Lepidoptera, Papilionidae. The transcript has a single exon. The record is from RefSeq and is a predicted model, not a curated record. The coding region runs from base 40 to 1110 and encodes 356 amino acids.
CCUUUUUCGCAUUAAUUGAUUGUUUAUAAUUAAAACAAAAUGGCUUCUCCUAAAAUAUGUAGCGGUUGUAAAUUAACUUUACCUGCGAAAGAGUUCAUGGUCUGCAGUAAAUGUAAAUCCAAAUAUGAUCUAAUGUGCGCUAAUCUUACACUGAAACGUUUUACCUCAAUGGAAUCGCGUCAGAAAUCGUCUUGGAAGUGCCCUGAAUGCUGCAGUUAUAUUCCGAAGUCGGCCACUACAAACACCACCUCACGGUCCCACUCUGAAGACAUCGCAACUGAUCACUUAAAUAUACCUUUACGCAAUAAACCAAUCAGAGAUUUGGCGACAUCACAGGAGGACUGUACAUUUGUAAAGGAGGACAAACUUCGCGCAAUAAUCCAAGAAGAAUUUUGCAGUGCACUUAAAAAUAAUAUUAAAGACCUGAUAAGAGCUGAAUUAAAAAUAACUAAUGACAAAAUAGAUAGUUUCCAAGACGCAAUCAAUUUUAUUAAUGCACAGUACGAGGAAAUGAAGAAUAGUUUACAAGAAAAAUCAACAAUAAUAUCUGCACUUAAAACGGAGAAUGAGAAAUUGAAAAAGGAUGUGAAGGAACUCGGCAACCGCCUUAACAUAAUGGAACUGCACUCGCGAGACAGCAAUAUCGAGAUCAAUGGCCUACCAGAAAAUAGGUCAGAGAACUUGACAAAUACACUAAACCAAUUAGCAAAGAUUGUGAAUUACUCACUAGUCACCGAGGACAUUCAACAUGUUACUAGGGUGGCUAAACUGUCUCGGGAAAGCAAUAGGCCUCGGGCAGUAAUUGUCAAAUUAAGGAGUCCCCGACAGCGCGAUGCUUUCUUAACUGCUGUAAUGAAAUUCAAUAAAGCCAACGUGGACAAAAAAUUAGGAAGUCAUCAUCUAGGAAUCGGCGGUACCCAUUCCCCAGUCUUUGUUACUGAACAUCUCACUCCUGAAAACAAAUCCCUACACGCAGCGACAAGGAAAAAAGCUAAAGAAUUGUGUUACAAAUUUGUUUGGAUAAGAAAUGGACGCAUCUAUGUGCGUAAGGAUGAAAAUUGUCAAGCGCUUCAAAUAAAAAGCACCGACACCCUUAGCCUCCUAAAUUAAAUCCUAUCGAUUGUUAUGGCAUUUCUGAAAAUCAAGAUGUUUGAAAUAUACUAUCAGAACGUACAAGGCUUAAGGACUAAGACGAAUGAAUUAUUAAAAAAUGUUCACACAACUAAUUACAAUGUAAUAGCACUUACCGAGACAUGGUUGAAUCAAAAUAUCAGUGAUAAGGAACUCUUAGAUGAUAGAUAUGUGGUUUAUCGAAGAGAUAGAGUGUGUGGGGGCUCAGAAAAGCAGGAUGGAGGAGGUGUGUUAUUGGCGGUUACACGUGACAUACCAUCUACAAGAGUCGAAAGCUGGGAGGUCGAUGUUGAAAACAUUUGGAUCGUACUACAAAUUAACAUAAACGGAAGACUUCACAAAAUUGCAAUUUGCGUUGUUUAUUUGCCACCACCAGUAAAAUAUGAUAAACUUACUAAGUUCUUGGAAAGUGUGGAUUUAGUGAUAAGUCACACAGAUGAAGUUAUAAUACUCGGAGACUUUAAUUUAAAUUUCAUAAACUGGAGCCCAGUUGACGGUUGCACUUACAUGAAAGCAUUGGAACAUAAUUCAUCUCUCGGCCUUGCUCUUACAGACUUUCUAGCUGUCAAUAACUUAUAUCAGCACAACUGUAUUCCCAACACUGACAAUAGAUUUCUUGACCUUGUUUUAAGCAAUAAUCCAAAGGCAUAUGUAUCCAAACCUCUAAAACCAUUAUCCAAGUGUUACCGAUACCAUCCCUGUCUCUUACUUAACAUCCCCAAUACCAAUAUUAAAUUACUACGUGAAAAACCUCACGCGAAAUAUAACUAUUACAAAGCCGAUUAUGGCUCCAUCAACAGCGAAUUAAAGGCAAUAGACUGGAAUGACAAGUUUUCCUGUUGCUCUAAUGUAGAUGACAUGGUUACAGUUUUCUAUAGUAUACUCCAGACUUCUAUCGAUAAACACGUUCCUAAACAAAGUAUUACUAAAUCUAAAUACCCCUCUUGGUUUAAUAUCCCCUUGAUUAACUGUCUCCAAGAAAAAGAAAAACUACGCAAAAGAUUCAAAAGGUUUAAAAAUCCACGUGAUGAAUUUGAAUACCAUUUCCUCAGAAAACGUGCCCACAAACUAUAUGACGAUUGUCAUAAGUACUACAUGCAAACGAUAGAAAAAAACAUCUCUUGUAACCCAAAGCUUCUAUGGGGAUAUAUUAAAAACAAACAAGGCAGGCGCUCCCAUAUGCCAGAGAAAAUGUAUAAAGACAAUAUUUCUGUGCAAAAUGGCAAAGAAAUCGUUAACCUAUUUGCGACCCACUUUUCAUCAGUAUAUUCUAGGAAUUGUGAC